GGUGGGUGGGCGCAUAUCCUAUCAGAGAGAGAAGGCCGAGCGUUCUCUGGAAAAGCGGAAAGAAAAUGGCGGCCGUGGCUGCGGAGGCUGGAGCUGCUGCGGCAUCAACAACACCACCAGCGGGGGACAGAGUGGGGCCCGAGCCGGAGAUACUGCAACUAGCCCAGGCGGAGCCCAAAAUCGAGGCCGAGGCUGCGAAGGAGCUUGUUUCACAAAUGGACCCCAUUCCUGAUCAUGGGGAUGUCGCUCCGGAAUGCAGCAGCUUGGUCAGCGCUGAGGCAGAGGGCAGGCCAGAUCCAGAUCCGGAGACCGCGGGAAAGUCUUAUAUUAAUCCCAGCGAGCAGCAGGAGAAUGAUACAGUGAUGGUAUUAGGAGGUGAAGUGGAGACUGUGACCCCUCCGGCAGACCACGACCAGGGAAUGGAGCGGACAGCGGAGCGUGAGAGUGAGUAUAGCGGCGGAGAUCCGGAGAUAGCGUCUGAUCCGGUUGCUGGCAACGAGGUCAGUUCUGAUGAUUUUCAAGCUUAUCCCGAACCCAGGGUUAUUUCUGAUCUAGUGGUUGAGGCGAUCUCGAAUCCAGACCCCGCUCCUGCAUUAGGAGAAGCUGAGCUGGAAGCACCUUUGUUGGAGGAACGUUUGGCAACUGAUGAUCACACGGUCCAUACAGAACCAGACGAGACCGAACCCAUUCAAACGGACGGUGAAGCCCAAACUGUGAUCGAGCCAUUGCCAGAGAAUAAACCGGUUCUUGAUGGUGUGGUUACUGAUCUGAAGGAUGAGAGUGCUGUGGGGCAGUCGUUUGCUGAGUCUGGUCCACACUGUUCUUCAAUAGCGACCCAAGACUCGAACAUUAUACCGAUACUGGAAAACGAGAAACUGUUUGGGACCGAUUCAGUUCAAAAUAAAAACAAUGACGUUAACAGUACUGAUAUAGUGCAGCCGCCUGUUUUAUUAUUUGAAGUUAACUGCGUUGCUUCAGAACCAGAGGAACUGGUGGUACCGCAGCAGUUCGAGAUGGAAACCCAAAAGGGCGAACCAGAAACGAAGCCGAUGGCAGAGGAGGGUUCUAUUGUGGUCCACACAGAGACAAUCGCCGAGCUAAUCCCGGGAUCCGAGGUACGGGUCAUGCUGGAUCACAUAAUCGACGAUGCGCUGGUGGUGUCCUUCCGAUUUGGCGAGAAAAUAUUCUCUGGGGUCCUUAUGGACCUGUCCAGAAGAUUUGGACCCUAUGGAAUUCCAGUGACUGUGUUUCCCAAAAGAGAAUACAGGGAUAAACCAUAUUCUAUGCAGCUAAAGACUGAAGCAUUCCAGGCAGAGACAGAGAAGGGUCAGUGUGAAGCUACAGGGGAUGCCCCCGAGGACCCUGCCAAGAAUCCACUUGUGCCGACCAACCAAUGGACUUCUAAACCUCCGCCUUUGUUCCAUGAAGGAGCCCCUUACCCUCCGCCUUUGUUUAUCAGGGACACUUACAACCAGUCAAUACCUCAGCCCCCUCCGCGGAAAAUUAAAAGGCUGAAGCGCAAACUGUACCGGGAAGAGCCCACGUCUAUUAUGAACGCCAUUAAACUUCGGCCGCGACAGGUACUGUGUGACAAGUGCAAGAACGGCAUUGUGCCGGACAAGAAGGAUGUGAGAAAAAGUCACUCUGACUACAGGGGCGAGGAGAGCAAAAAAAGGCGGAACGAGAGCGUGGCGACUGUGAACAAGAGGCUUCGAAGUGAGCUUAAGGUGGAGGAGAAAGGCCGCAGCACAGAGGGAGCGAAACGCCACGCUGCUGUAGUCAAGGUCUCCAGCGUGGCCCCGACCAAAGGUGGCGGCAGCAGGGUAGUCAAAGUGACUGCUGCAGCUUCCCAGGUGAACAGCUCACGGGUGCAGCUCAACACCAAAAAAGUGCUGCAGAGCAAGAACGUGGAUCACUCCAAGGCACAGGAUGUGCUGAAGAUGUCCAAGGAGAAAGUGCAGAAGCGGCAGCGGGAUAGCGGUGGCGGUGCCAGCGCGGCGGCUUCCAAGGGAACCAUUCAGAAAGUCCACUUCACCCGGCGCCUCCAGAACAGCAGCGGCAACGCGCCCCCCCUGCCACCCAGGAUACGCAUCAAGCCCCAAAGGUACCGUAACGAAGAGAACAACUCUUCCUCUUGUAAAGCGGGCUUUGAUAAAGUGCAGGGCUGCUGUAAAGGGGUGCCCACGACUACUCCACCCUGUUGCACCUCGACUCGCUCCUCAGCAGGUGAGGCCCCUUCUUCUGAAAACCAGAGCCCUGCUAAAAGCCCCGAACCUGAGCCAGAGUCUGAGCCCAUGCCUGAUCCCCAGCCCGAUCCCCAGCCCGAGCCUGAAGCUAACCCUGAGCCUGAGCCAGGGCCAGAGGCCGAGGCCACAGAUGAGAAUAAAGACCUGGUAGUGGUGUCUGAGGAGAAGGAGCAGGAGGAGAAACGGGAAAAGAGAGGCAGCAAGGGCAAUAUCACAGUUUACAUGACCUUAAAUCAGAAAAAGCCAGACUCGUCUAGUGCUUCGAUGUACAGUAGUGAUAGCGCAGAUGACCUUAAAUCGUCCAACUCUGAGUGUAGCUCUACCGAGACCUUUGACUUUCCUCCUCCCGGCUCUUUGCACGCACCCUCCACCUCCAGCACCACCACCACCAGCACCACCACGACAUCCUCCUCCUCCUCCUCCUCCUCCUCCUCCUCCUCUUCGAAGGAAGAGAAAAAGCUCAGUAAUUCCUUGAAAGCAAAAGUCUUUUCCAAAAAUGUCUCUAAGUGCGUGACUCCAGAUGGCAGGACCAUAUGCGUAGGGGACAUUGUGUGGGCCAAAAUAUACGGCUUCCCUUGGUGGCCGGCCCGAAUCCUUGCUAUAACCGUGAGCCGCAAAGAUAACGGUCUUUUAGUCAGACAGGAGGCCCGGAUCUCCUGGUUCGGUUCCCCGACGACUUCUUUCUUGGCUCUCUCGCAGCUCUCCCCCUUUUUAGAAAGCUUCCAGUUGCGCUUUAACAAGAAGAGAAAGGGCCUGUACCGCAAGGCCAUCACAGAGGCAGCCAAGGCUGCCAAGCAGCUGAGUCCUGAGGUGCGGGCACUGCUGACACAGUUUGAGACGUGAAACAUGGCAGGAAAGGAAGCACAGCGACACUAACAAGCUGCUGAUUGGUCCCUGAAGUCCACUACAACUCUGCCACUUUUUGGGAGUCUACAGAGAGAGAGGGUACCCCAUCCCAGGCACAAGAGAAUGAAAACCUUAUUUUACCUGAUGAGAAAAUAUUUUAUAAAUAGAAAAUAAAAAGAUUUUGCAAUAAGUAUUGCAUGUGUGGAGAUUCUCUAUAUUGUAAAGUUUAGGGACCCACUUUGUAUUGAUAGUGUAGCAUCCCUUUGAGUCUAUAAUGUUUCCAUAUGGAUGUUACCCUUUUUGAGUUUCUUUUAAAACGAGGGCUGUGAUGAGAAGGUUUUGCUUCCUAUAAUAUUUUGAGCGGAGCCUUGAAUGGGUGGAGCUUGAAGCCCUGAUGCUGCUAAAGGUGCUAGACUUCUCAGAAUGAACCGUACUACUGGAGUGUUUGCUACUCGCUGACUCGCGUUGUCACUCGCUCACGCAGCGCUAGAAGCCUCCUCAGUUUAAGCACUAUAAUCCAUGCAGAGCAGCUCGCAUACAGCAUAGUGUAGAGUACAGUAUGAAGUUUCUGUCUGCAAUCUAUCCAAAAUCCAUUUUGGCUGGUUACUACUUGAGGCUGAAACCAAUCUUUUGAGAUAUUGGUUACAGUAUGUUUUUUUUUUGUUAAAAAUAUAAAUUAUCCAACUGAAUCCUUGUGAAUACCUCAUUCGGAAGGCAGGGCUCCGUCUCUUUUUAGCUGCCUUUCCGACUGAUAAGUCUAAUACCCGUACCAGCAAAAUCUGUCUAUGCAACUUCUUUUGGAUUCGCAUUACAUGACACACUUGAUUUUAUUAAUUAUUUGACUGGCUUGAGGCAUUGCAUGCAUUGGAUAUAUCUGCACAGUGUAUUUUUUUAUAGUGCUGACCUUUGUUGUUCUAAAUGUUUGAUGAGCUCAGGUCACAAUUGGCUGAAGUCAGCACUCCUGGAAAAACGGGUGCCGAAAUGUGGGAUGAGUGCUCAUUUCCCUGCUCCACCAGGACCUGGGGCCCUCCAAUGCAUUAGGGCUGAGAAGCACACCCUGAUCUACCGUAAUAAGGGAGAGUGGAGAUAUGAGUAAGUCAAGCACUGCCAAGAGGAACUUGCUUCAUCAAGCAGGAUUCUUUUUCCUUUUUGUAUUUAAAGCUUUUGACAUUUAAAAUCAACUCCAGCUUACUGAAACAUAAUGCAAAUGAACCCACAUUGCAUACUGCUGAUGUAAGCAUUUUGUUUUCUGCCAGUAAGAAAGCUACUUUUUUUUUUUUUUUAGGGAAAAAAGGCAAUGCUAGAAUUGUACUCAUGUGUUGACUGUUUCUUUAAUUAAUGGUGAUUUAUGAUGGAUUUUACAGCUAGUAAUAGUUGGCACCUGGUUGCAAGGCUUGCAAAUCAAACUCUGAAACAAUCCUAAUGCAUGUAAUGGUGGCGUCCACUGUCUGUGUGAAACUGGAAGGGCUUUCCUUCUAACAUCACAAUCACUGGAGGACAUUACCCUGAAUAAUGAAUUUCCAAGUUAAAGGGAUACUCGUAUGUCAUUUACAUGUUCCUGAUAUUUUUAUUUCUUACCUGUUGUGUGUUCUGUGGGAUUCUCUUGUUUCUCAUGCUUGCUAAUUAUUCCGGCAAAACUUGUAUCUGAAAAAAGACCUGAUAGCUGAGCAAGUGAGGUGGGAAAGGGUGUUAGCGUUGCACAGGCUGCAUGCGCAGUGCUUCUCCUAUGGGCUUUGCACACCGCGCAACGCUAAUAUGCUUCCAAACCUCACUUCCUUUCAAUCAGCAUUGAGGAAUGCUUUCUGAAGCAAUUUUGGCUGGAAUAGUUAGUAAGCAUGGCAAAUGCCGUAAUGAUCUCGGCAGAAACAACUAUAGAUAAUCAUACAGAACACACGUACCAGGAUAUAACAGGUAAUUCAUUAAGAUGUAGAUGACCUAACAUCUCUUUGUCCAGCACUCAGUGUUGUUAAUUCAAAUAGGUAGUGUAACAAAGCCAUAGUACUGUGUCAUAAUGCUCUUUCAUGUUACUUAUCAGACCAGUUUGUACUUUAUUGUGGUUGACUUUGUUCAAACAAUUAGUGUUCAGUUGCUGUUUUAUGAAUCAGACAUGUUACUUCGUACAGUUAAGAAAGUGUGAAAUACAGAACACCAUUGUGGCUUCCAUGUUUGUUUUCAUGAGUACUAUCAUGGUCAUAACAUGUUUAUUUGCUUUAUUUUAGUUUAUGUAUUUGGUAGAUAUAAUUAAUUUGUUCACAAUCAUGAUACUAGUGGUUUUUUAACUGGGUAAUUUAAUCUAACACACAUUAUUCUGCAGUAUAAACACAGGCUAAAUUAAAGUGUACUCUUGUGUUAAGUGGUAGGAUGCAGUUGGUUUAAUUACUUCGUAAUGAUGGUGAGAGUUGGAUUUUAAUCCUAUGUUGCACUGUUUCCUUUACACUUAACAUUUUAUAAAUAUUGUCAGCAUUUGGUAACCGCUAACUCCUUCAAUGAGAUUAGCCAGUGCUUGGUAUGUUUAAGGGUUGACUGAUUGUAUUUUCAUCUGUGAACGUUUUAAUGUGUGCUAAAAUUAUAUCAUAUUGCAUGUGCUUCAUCAGUACAUUAUUGAUUAAUGCUUUUGUCCAGCUUGCUAGAUGCUCCAGCUAUAUGAAUCAAAAUAACCCUGCAAAUGAUUAAGCUGGAUUUUGACUAAUUGUAACUAAUUUGGCUGAGUUUGGACUGCAACAUAGUGUUAAACAAAUGAUUCUGCCAAAGUGCAAUUUUGAGCCCUAUUUUAGGCAGCAGUCUGAACAAAUCCGUAUGUGGAGAGACAGGGUGAUGCCAAUCCACGGACUGCAUUAUAACUACCCCACAGUUCAAAAUCACAAAUUACAGGGUUGUUCUGGUGACAUUGUGAUGAUGGCAAUGCAGUAUCUCUUUUAUGAUUGUUUCAUAAUGUUCUAAAACAUCUUCAUUUUAUGAAAAAAAUGAAUUAAGGAUCACAAGAAUUUUUGUAAUCAAUUAUGGGGACUUUCAUCCGGUCCCCUAAAUCUAAAUGAUACAGAAUUGAAACAUGCUUUUAGUCAAUUUGCUUUAUGAGUUGUGCAAAUGGAAUGAUGUGCUUUAUGAGUUGUGCAAAUGGCAAUUGUGAUAAUGGUUACUCAGGUUUUAAUGCUUCCUUGUUAAUGUAUUGUUAACCUUUUUUUGGUGGGAGGGAGGGUGUGUGUAUGAAGAAAGUCUGUGUUCAGACUGGCUGGUGUACAGAAGUCAGGAUUUAUUUGUUUUAUGUCAUUCUAACAUAAAACGUUUUAACCACUUUUUUUAUUUUGUAUAACUUUUUUACCAAACAAAUCUGAAGGCAACUCCUUUUAAGACAGUGAGCUGCAUUAGACAGUAAACAUACAUGUAAUGUUCAGAGAUUGGAGGUGAAGGGUCUGAGAUCGCACCAACUCCAGGACCAGACUAUAUGUUUUAAAGUUCAGAGGCAACACUUUGAAGUUUAAGACCCUGUGUGUAACCCAUUCCACUGGUUCCCCUCCAGUGACCAAACAUUCAACGCUGUAGCACUAAUCACCAAUAAUCUGAUAUAACAUUACACAUAAUACUGGGGCUUGGAUGUUAUUUACAUAGAUAUGGGCUGAGCGCCUUUUUACUCUACAGUAUUUGGCUUAAAAGAAACAGUAUUAAGCCUUUGGCAGCUUUGUAAGUGUUCUUGUAUUUAUUAAAAUUGAACGUGUGGGGAGAAAAUCGUCAGUGGAGGUUCCAAGUAUAAGCUAUUGGAUCCCUGAAGAAACUCGAUAUAGUGUGUGGGAGGCAACUGUGAAUGGAUUCUGUAACCUAUAAAGUAAAUACAACUUUUAACCACGGAAAAUGGUCAGCCAUUUACUGUAAAAGAGAUACUGCAUUUUCUAAUGAGGGAAACGCUUUUAAAAGUAUAGCGUGUCAUAGUGCAAGAGAUUGAGCACAGCUAUGCUGUUGACACGCUGAUUUCCUUAUAUCGUUUAUCAAGGACUUUGUGUAGGGUAGCUGGAGUAAUUUCAAAACAUUCAGCUACUAUCUUUGCUUUAAAAUAAGAGAAUGCUAUAUUGUUUGCAUCUUCUGUCUCAACUUUUCAUUAGUAUGCAAAAUGGAUGCUAAAUAUAUAAUUGAAAUGAAUUGAGUGGUCACCUAAACAAGUUAGACAUGCCACAACUAUUUUCAUAGUUCUUGUUUGUGAUCCACAGCCUAAUACCUGCUGUGUGUUAACUUGUUUUGGCAACUGUUCGGGCGUUCACUGUUAAAAUAACGCACCAUUUGUUUUACCAGUACCGUAGCCUUUUUUAUUUAUUUUUUUUGUUCAAUUUCAAGUUGUAAAAUGUAAAAACGUUUGUGUCAGGGAUAUUUUAUAAUGUAGAAUUUACAGUACUGUAUUGCUUUUCACUUUUUUGGGCAUUAGUUGCUUAAUAUUUAAGCUGCGGUUCACUGUUGAGUUUGUGUCUGCAUAUCAAGAUUUCCCCCCCUUUAUAUUCCCCUCCUUAUUUUAUGAAGUUAAAAAAAAGAAAACGAAAAUGAAAACAUGUGAUUCAGCUUUAAAGUUUGCUUCAAACUGAAUGUUUUAUGAAUGUUGUGUAACAAUUAUUCAAAUAAAAAUGAAUCAUA
Molecule: messenger RNA, 7706 nt
Organism: Acipenser ruthenus (sterlet)
Lineage: Eukaryota; Metazoa; Chordata; Actinopteri; Acipenseriformes; Acipenseridae
Product: PWWP domain-containing protein 2A-like
Exons: 3
Coding region: 66-3089 (1007 amino acids)
Cellular component (GO): nucleus
Molecular function (GO): chromatin binding; histone binding
Source: RefSeq, a predicted model, not a curated record